AUGGAGAGGGCAAUUAUCAGAGACUUGGUCUCUCACGUAUUAACGUUCUCAACACAUUUACACAAGGCUAUGAACUUUGUGUCUGAACUUGAUUGCCUGUUGUCAUUGGCAAUGGUUGCUCGCCACAACAAUUAUGAUAUUCUGUGCGAUGGGAGGCAAGCUUAUGACAGUAGAACAGUCCACUUUUAUGAUAGAUCUACAUCAAGUGGGAAUGAGCUAAGGUUCAUGAAAUGGCAUGUUGUGAUUAGGGAUACUGAUUUAUACUGCAGAAUCGUGUUUUUCUAUGAUGUUCUGGUGUGCACUCACUUGACCGAGUUAUUUAAUAAAAGUUGCUUACCAAAGUCUGAGAAAAUAAACUUUUACACCAUGAGCAUGCUACGGCCACAGGAGAACUCUACAAAUGUUGAAGACAUUAUCUUUCUAUACCGGUUAGUUCCCGGACAUGCAGCUCUCAGCUAUGGACUACAUUGUGCACUACUAGCAGGUAUGUUCAGAGUUUAUAAGACUGAAUUUGUUGCCAUUUCAUCACUAUUUGCAUAA
Messenger RNA from Hibiscus syriacus, 540 nucleotides. Its product is annotated as DNA mismatch repair protein MSH5-like. Gene Ontology annotation, cellular component: nucleus. NCBI's taxonomy places the organism in Eukaryota, Viridiplantae, Streptophyta, Magnoliopsida, Malvales, Malvaceae. Bases 1 to 540 code for a protein of 179 amino acids. The record is from RefSeq and is a predicted model, not a curated record. Gene Ontology annotation, biological process: chiasma assembly; mismatch repair. The transcript has 8 exons. Gene Ontology annotation, molecular function: mismatched DNA binding; ATP-dependent DNA damage sensor activity; ATP binding.